Ichthyophthirius multifiliis is the source of this 417-nucleotide messenger RNA. RefSeq lists its product as hypothetical. The transcript has a single exon. The record is from RefSeq and is a predicted model, not a curated record. Lineage: Eukaryota; Ciliophora; Oligohymenophorea; Hymenostomatida.
AUGGCUAUUUUGGAGAAAAAAUAGGCAAUUUAAUGCUUUGGUCUACUUUAUUUUUUAAAACAUUAAUAGUUUCUAAAAUAGACAAUAAAAAAUUACUCUAUUAACUUUAUUAAACAGAACUUUUCUAAAAUAUUUAAGAUCCUAUAACAAAACUAGAAAAUUUAUAUCCAAAAAGCUCAUCCUAAUUAUUUUCUAUUAAAAAUAUUUUUAUGGCUAAAACCUCUGUAUUUGCAAUCAGACUACUCAAGCAUAAUAUUUUAGGAUUAGAUGCUGUUUAAUUAGGUCUAUUUAAAUAAUUAUAAUGGAAAAUUAAAUAAUAUGUACCUGACGUUCGUUAUGAUUUUUACAAUAAUUUCACUGCAGGAGCCAUUACUGGUGUUUUUGGAGCUAUGGCUUCAAAUCCCUUAGACAAUUUGA